Protopolystoma xenopodis is the source of this 894-nucleotide messenger RNA. The record is from the annotation of a GenBank genome assembly. NCBI's taxonomy places the organism in Eukaryota, Metazoa, Platyhelminthes, Monogenea, Polystomatidea, Polystomatidae.
GGUGUUCCGGAUUUCUUGUAUGAGGGUCGAUCUGCUCUGAAUACUCCCACCACACGACAGAUAAAGGCUCAGCACAGUUCCACUGAGGCUGGAGCUCUGCAGCCAUUUGAUGUUACCCUCAAUUCCACGCUGGCGCCGCCUACGAGACAUAUGCUACGACAGUACUUCGUCAAUCAGCCCAGCCUUCUAAUUUGCAAGAGCCAUCAUGAAAUGGCCCACACAAAAAGAGUGUGGAAAGUGGGUCAAAAACAUACAGAGGAGGCUACAGAGGAGUUUGUAAAAAGUGGCACCCCCCCCGUGAAAAUGAAAUUCGACUGCAUUUAUCCGGUUGCUAACAACCUGAGAAUGACAACCGAUUCUACUUGCCUGCUUUGGCUGGAGUAUCGGAGAAAACAUUGUCUUCUCGGAAGUCGUCCACUUUCGACGCAGCAAGGACGACACGUUGCUCGGUUUCCGAGGAUGACGAGUGGAUGGGUUGACGGCACCUUUCCGGUCGACAUUCCUAUUCACUGCCGGCUCGGCAGCCUCCAUUUUCUGAUCGGCUCUAGCCCCGACGUCACAUCUUCCCACCUCCACAGCGUUUUUUUCACAGCCCGUCUCGUGGUUUUCGCUGUCUCCAGCCUCCGUUCCUUUUUCUGGCACUUUGGCUAUUUCUUCGUCACCUCUUCCUGCCUCGUCCACUUCCAGUCUACAGACUUGGUGAUCAACUUUCGGACAAGUCUCCUGGUCGCUUUGACCGCAGGAGCCCAUGGCGAUGUCAGGACGACCGUCGCAUUCGGUUCUCGAGGCCAUCUCACUUGCUCGAGGACCGCCCGGCGCCUCGUUAGUGUCGACGUAGGUACCAGACGAACCGCAGGUCUGCUCGCCUGUGCAAAAGGGGUCAAUUCAAAGUGA